AUGAUCCUCUUCCUCGUGAUCUACCUUUUCCCAGCGGCGCUGCUUGCGAGCAUUUUUGCUCUGCAUGCCAACGCUCAAGAAAGCGACGACAUGGGUCCUGCAGCCUUUCUGUGGCCACCUGAUCGAGCCUGGUCUGCGACUGAAGACAACACUCCGCCCUGUGGUUCCGCGGCAGGGAUUACCAAUAGGACGAAGUUUCCACUGACAAACGGCGCUGUUGCUCUCGUGCUGCAGGACGACUCAUACAACAUCAAUCUCGCCAUCUCCUACAGCAACAACCCCACCAGCAACAGUGACUUCAGCACGAUCGUCUCCUCAAAGUACUUCCCCGAACUGUACCCCGGCCACGAGUGCUAUGCCGUGCCGAACCCGCCGUCGAACAUUGUCUCUGGCUCCAACGCCACCCUGCAGAUCCAAUAUGUCUCGACGUUCGACACGUCGCGCAACCAGACAUUCUACGCGUGUUCGGACAUCACAUACGUUCCCCUGAACCAGUUUACGACCGAUAUCCUGUGUUUUAACGUCUCCGUUGAAGACCCGGACGUCACGUCGUCGAAGAUAGGAGGUGCCACCACAACUUCGACAGGAACGUCUACGGCCCAAGCGACAGCGGAGACGUCAAAUAAUGGCGGUCCGCCUGGAGGAGCGAUCGCAGGUAUCGUCAUCGGAACAGUUGUCGGAGCUUCUCUGGCCUUUGGUGCGCUCUUCAUUCUGCGGCGACGUUUCCGGCAGCGUGCCAGGCGACAGAAGACUGUCCAGUUCCGGCUGAACGAAUUAACCAAUCCUGGCAAGUAG
This is a messenger RNA of Rasamsonia emersonii CBS 393.64, 795 nucleotides long. RefSeq lists its product as uncharacterized. Bases 1 to 795 code for a protein of 264 amino acids. NCBI's taxonomy places the organism in Eukaryota, Fungi, Ascomycota, Eurotiomycetes, Eurotiales, Trichocomaceae. The transcript is spliced from 3 exons. The record is from RefSeq and is a predicted model, not a curated record.